This is a messenger RNA of Maylandia zebra (zebra mbuna), 2626 nucleotides long. RefSeq lists its product as uncharacterized. Gene Ontology annotation, cellular component: membrane; mitochondrion. Gene Ontology annotation, biological process: apoptotic process. NCBI's taxonomy places the organism in Eukaryota, Metazoa, Chordata, Actinopteri, Cichliformes, Cichlidae. The record is from RefSeq and is a predicted model, not a curated record.
UAAAACAAUGUCAUAUAAAAACAUGGAAUACAAACAGAAUAAAUCAUGCAAAUAAAAACUACACUCAUAAAUAAACACUAAAAUCAGAAUAAAACCAAUUAUAAAAGGCAAAUACAAAUUCCUACUCUGUGACAUAAGGGCUAUUGGACCAAGAAGGAGAGUGAUGGAGUGCUGCACCAGAUGACCUGGUCUCCUCAGUCAACUGACUUAAAUCCAAUUGAGAUGGUUUGGGGUGAGAUGGACCUCAGAGGGAAGGCAAAAGUGCUACCAAGUGCUCAGCAUCUCUGGGAACUCCUUCAAGACUGUUGGAAAACCAUCUCAGGUUUUAAUUGUGGUCUUCUUUGUUGGCAUUCUCCUGUGCCAUACUAACCCGCUUUGUUUCCUCUUUCACUGCAUUCUCUUUUCUUCUUGCCUGGCAGUUCCAACUUUAACAUCCUAUUUCCAAACCAACUCAAACAUACCUCUGUAGAAUAAAAUUAAGACUUUAUUGUGGUAUUUUGCUUUCUUUGUAUAAAUGUUUAACAGCAGAGAGAAAGCAGAAGAAAUGAGAGGAUGAAACAAGAUAAUUAUAAAUACAGAGCUUGAGUUCCGUUUUAAAAUGUAAAGCUAUAGUUUUUAGAUUUAGAUAACUGUAUUUAUCCCCACGGGGUAGUUGAGAGUGCAGAGUGGCAUAUAUACAGUUAAAAAGAAUAAGUGCAAGGCAGAUAAAUAAAUAAAACAUGUUGGUGGAGUUGCUCCUUCUUUUAUGAAGUGUCUUGCCAGCAGGGGGAACUAGAAGUUGGAAAGUUCUGGUUUAAAAAUGGCUCUUCUCCCCAUCUGACGUGCAUUUUCCAUUCUGUGCUCCUGCUGUGCACACUGUGAGCUGACUGAUAAUCUGCUGUUUGGACAGUGAACAUAAAAAGUCCACAGACUGUUGACCUAAGCGAAUGCUACUCACGCUAACAUCUGCCAACCUUUAGAGACCGCAAACACGAAGAUUCACACCUUGAUUAAUUCAGAGUCAGAGUCAGCUGACUUACAACAUUUAUCCUGCUUCACAGUGAAGUCACUGCUGACUCCUCUCCAGCCAGCUCUUAUGUGAUGGAUUUGGGAAGUAGGGUGGCUCAGAGAGAGAGAGAAAAAAGAGAGAGAGAGCUAGACAAGGAGGGAGGGGGAGAGAGAGACUUUUGCACAGCUUGCCUACCUUGUUACUCCUGUGCCAGCUCCAGCAUGCAUGUCUGCCUAUCUGUUGAUUUGUGAAUUUGUGUCUGAAUGCACAUCACACUUUGAUCUCUCAUCUAGCAGCUCAUCGAGAGGACACAGGAUCAAACGUGAAGGAGUACUGUGCUCUGAAUUAAGACUGUGAUUUGAUUUUGGGGGCCGAGUGCGUCUUUUAAUGCUGUGAGCGUUAGAAGGAUGAUUGCAGGAAGGACAAAUACAAGACAGCUAAAUGGACAGGAGCCAGCCUUCAUUCUGGAGGGAAAGGCCCCACUCGAGCCCACCAGGGGGGAUGGAGGAGGCAGAGAGACCCUCAUCCCUGCUUCUGCUGCACUGCUGACUCAGGCAGAAACUCCUGCACGCUGGCAGAGUGAGAGCCUGCUGGCAGAGUCCUGGUCCACAAUGGGCGAUGUAGACCCCGAGGACACCAAGAGCCUCGACAGCAGUGACGGGACACUUCUGACAGGGGAGGAGAACCACUCCUCCAACUCUGACAUGGUCCACCUGGAGCGGGACGAGGCUGAGAUGCUUGAGGAGGCAGAGAAGAAAGGGAAGCGAGCAGAGGAAGAGGAGGAAGAAGAUGAGGAGAUGCAAACAAGUAUGUUAAGUGUGUUGGGUGGGGAGAGGGAGCUGGUGGCACUCAGGGAAGAGGAGCAGGACCUCCAGGCCCCAGAAACUCAGGAGCUCCUGGUGUCAGCAGAGGAGCCUUAUAUGGAGCGUGAGCCAGGAGAGUUUAGGCACGUGGUUCCCCCGAUGGCCUUGCCUCCUCUGCCUAUUGUUAAGCUCGACCCCCCCUCCACAACAUCCACCCCAGUCCCUUCAACCACAACAUCUGAAGUAGAGGAGCUGUAUUCCAUUCAGGGCCUCCACCCUCCUUCUAUUCUAGCACCAAUUGCACCGGAGCCUCCAGCAGCAAGUGUCGGGCAACAACAGUUUUCACAGAUCCCCCUCACAGACGUGGAUAAACAUUCAGUUAAGGAGCCUGCAGAGAAGCUGCAGCCACGGCCAACUGCUCCCAAGACCAAACCUCUGAGCUCCACCGAGCUGCUUUAUGGAGGCGCUGCAUUAGUAGCAGUUGUGGGAGUGGUGGCAUAUAGUGCAGUGAUGUACUGCAGAAAGUAGAAAACCUCUCUCUGAAUCCCCCAAACCACCUUUCAGCACAUUUUUUCUCUUGUUUUUAAAUCUAUUCCAAACUAAAUAUUCCACCACAUCACUAUCCAAUUAAUGGAUUUUACUCUCUAACGCUGUUUGCUAAUUAGACACACUGAUCUGAUGUUUUUUAAUUCGUUUUGUGCUACCUCAGCUCACAGCAGAGCUUGUGGCCUUUGUUUUUCUGUUUGAUCUCUGAGGAAAUGUAUCCAAUAAAAUGUAACCUGAAAUACACAAAUCACUUUAAGUGCAAUUUUAAACUUCCCCAUACUUGAAGGGU